CCUAUUUUACAGAAAUCUUUUUAAUUAAAUUUUUAAUAACACACUUUCCCAAUUUGACCAUGAAAACCUUUUCAUGGAAAUUACCCCGAAGAGCCAAGUUACUGUUGUUUGUUGUAGUUGCUGUGAUAAUUUACAUUCUUUAUCUUGGAACCAAAACUAAUUCAAUGAGGAGACUAGGAGAUGACUCUUCUAGUUCCGAGAUAAUCAUUGAUAGUGUGUACAAAGACAUGCAAAAACCUGUCUUGGAAAGACCAAAAAACGACCCCAAAACUUUAGGACAAGGAGGUCAUGCUGUAAGACUGAUGGAACCUGGUGAAAGGGAAAAACAAGAGGAAAGCAUUCAGAUAUAUGCUGUUAAUCAGUAUGUGAGUGAAAAAAUAUCCCUCCAUCGUAAAAUCAAGGAUACUCGACAUGAACAAUGUAUAUCUCGUCCUCCUUUUGAUUAUCGGAAUAUGCCAACAACUUCUGUAGUUAUUGCUUUUUAUAAUGAAGGAUGGACAACACUAAUUCGUACAAUAUUCAGUGUACUUCACUCUUCACCUGCUGGUUUGUUGAGGGAAGUAAUUCUGGUGGAUGACUAUAGUGACAAACCGUAUCUCAAAGAACAAUUAGAAAAGUAUUUAAAAGAUAUUGAAAGAGUUCGCUUGAUACGAACUGUGAAGCGUGAAGGACUAGUGCGAGCUCGUUUGCUUGGUGCUUCACAUGCUACAGGGGAUGUUCUAACAUUCUUGGAUUGCCAUUGCGAAUGCAUGGAUGGUUGGCUUGAACCUUUACUUGAACGAAUAAUGCAGGAAGAGUCAGCAGUUGUUGUUCCAGUUAUCGACACUAUUGAUUAUGAUACAUUCCAAUAUUACUAUGGUGGUCAUGAACCCCAAAUUGGUGGGUUUGAUUGGAGAUUAACUUUUCAAUGGCAUUCUAUUCCAUAUGCAGAACGAAAACGUAGGAAAGGACCUGUUGAUCCGAUUCGCUCUCCAACUAUGGCUGGUGGACUCUUUGCUGUCAGUAAAGCCUAUUUUUCGCACAUUGGUACUUACGACACUGGCAUGGAAAUAUGGGGUGGUGAAAACCUUGAAUUAUCUUUCAGAGUAUGGAUGUGUGGCGGAGUGCUAGAAACAAUUCCAUGUUCUCAUGUAGGACAUGUUUUUCCAAAACAAGCACCUUAUCCACGACCCAAGUUUUUGCCCAACACACUUCGUGCAGCAGAAGUUUGGAUGGAUGAAUACAAAAAACAUUUUUACAUUAGAAAUCCCCCCGCCAAAUAUGAAAAAUAUGGGGACAUAAGUGAAAGGAUAAGUUUGCGUGAACACCUCGAUUGUAAAUCUUUCAAGUGGUAUCUAGAAAAUAUAUAUCCAGAUUUACAUGUCCCUGAAGACAAGCCAGGAAGUUAUGGGUCUCUUCAUAACAGAGGGUUCAAUACAUAUUGUUUGGAUUAUGCCCCACCUCCGUCAAAUCCUACAGGUGGAAAAGUAGCAAUGUAUGGCUGUCAUGGACAAGGGGGGAAUCAAUUUUUCGAAUAUACAUCCAGACACGAAAUACGGUUUAAUUCUGAAAAAGAAAUGUGCAUGAGUGCAAUGAAAUCGGAGGAUGGUGUAACUAUGCUUGAUUGUGUAGAAGAUCACAGAGAAGUACCAGAAUUACAAAUAUGGAUUCAAGAUGGUGAAUUAUUCAGGAAUCCUGCAACUAAUAAAUGCGUAGAGGGCGAAGUUAAAGGACAAAAUGCAUUAACUUUCAUCAGAGAUUGUGAUGAAAACAGUAAAGCUCAACAGUGGUUUUGGAUGGAGUGAAAAUAAUUUUAUCAUAAGGAUUGUUUCAAUUGCAUGUACCGCACUGAAGCUAUCAGGUCACUUAGAAUGUCACAUCAAAAUGAGAAGGUUCUUUCCGCUUGGCAUGGGAUUCUGGAUGCAUGUUUUUUUUUUUACAUUUAGAGCUCUCUAGAAUUGUGUAACUUACAAUGUUUUCCAUGCAGUGUUGUCUGAAGUUCAAUGGAUUUGUUGAGAAUUUUAUAUUUAUUUUUGAGGCUUGUUUUUAUCUUUGGUUCAGGCUUAUCUUAAGCUAUCGUAUCGUAAUGCAGUCUUAAUAUAUCAUGGAUAUUGCUACUGCCCAUAUCAAGUGUGUGGUCCUAGUUCAUUAACUCCAUUAGAUCAUAAUAGUGCAUUACUUUAUAUUCAGAUUUAGUUUUUUUCUGUUUUAAUUACCAUUUAACGGCUUGAAACAAUGGUCUCAAAUUUGUACUUUUUUGAAAUAAUAUCAAGUAGUUACGAAUUGGAUAACUUUGGAACUGAGCAUUAUAUACCUAGUGGCGUAAGAUUUUUUCUAGAUUUUAUAUUUGUGAUUUCUCAUGAUUGAAAGAAUUGAUGGACAAAAAUUUACAAAAAUGAAAAUGAUGUUGUGCAUUCCUAUGACAGCUCUCUGCUCUUGUAAAUGAUUUGUCAUAUUCAACAUUUUAAAUCAGUUAUUCAUAAUCAUAAUAUUAUAUUACAAAUCAGAGGACCCCGCAUCGCUUUUGGCUUUUUUGUAUAGCCUAUUUAUUACUUGAUAUUUUCUAAAUUUUAUGCUUUGUAUUUUAUCGAAACUGACCUAUUCUUAGAUGAAUGCUUUUUAUUCUGUAUAUCUUAUAUUUCAAUAUCUAACAUGAACAAUUAUUAACUGUAUUUUAGUUUGACUUAUUCUGCUGUUUGGCUUUUUGCUCUGUUCAAUAUACACAAGACAAUGCUGCAUAAUAAAUAUUAUUUUGUCAGUACCGGUAUGUAUGUAGUACACACAAAUGCUUUUUGUUAUGUAUCUACAAAAAAAGGAUUUAUUUAAGCAAAAUGUCAACAAUGUAAUUUCUAAGUAUUGCUUCUCUGAAAGUUUCAUAUGUAAUAUUGGUGCUUAUCAAAUACAUAAUCCAGAUUUUGACAACUUUACUAUUUAUAUUCACCCAUUGUUUGAUCAAUAACAAAAAUGAGAUUAUAAGUAAAAUCAUAUGUUAUGAGUUUGAAUACUUUUGCCCAGCAUGUCAUGUCAACCUGACUUUAAUCAACUUCACAGAUAUAAUGCACUGUGACAAUGCAGCUUUGCAUUAAAUUUAUCAGGUUGAGAAUAUACCUUAUCAUUUGCAGUAGCACUUUGUGUUUAAUUGAAUAUUAAUUCGAAGCAUUUUGUUUUAAAUACGGUACUAUAUUCUAUAUAAUUUGUAAUAUUGUUUGCCUUCGUGUGUAUUUAUUUUGAAAUUUUUGAUAAUAAUUAUGCUUGAUUCAAAAUGCAAUGUUAGUUGAUAAAAUAAUUUUUAACUCUGCUGUGGUGAAGUUUUGUUUGAAAAUUUUUAUGGAUAACUUUACUAAAAGUUAAUGGAUGAGAUUGAGUUUUAAAGUAGUUAUUUCUAACAUUUUAAAUAGGUAGUUCGCAGAAAUCCAAUUGAUAGCACAUACUUUUUGGUAUUGCUUUCAUAUACUUAUUUGAUGAUAUUAGCUCAAACUUUCCAUUCAAACCUCUAGUACUGUUCGGUAACAAUUAUUAAUAUUAGGACAAAAAUAGACAAAAUGAAUUUUACGUUCAUAUUGCUAAAAUUCAAAAAUAUCUUUAAAUUUGAUAAUGGUACAGCUUCUAUAGUUUAGGUAGUUAUUUAGAACAUAUUUAUGUGUUUGUGUCAUUGCUGCAUCAAGAACUAUUUAUCAGUUCAUCCAUCGGAAUUAGGUCUGUUAUAUACCAAAUGCAGCAAUCAUUUUAUUUUUUGAAGUUAUCUUUUAAUAAAUGUUAUCUAUAUUUAGUAUAAGCAGUAUUUUUGUCUUUUUUUAG
Messenger RNA from Styela clava, 3777 nucleotides. RefSeq names its product polypeptide N-acetylgalactosaminyltransferase 4-like. Gene Ontology annotation, cellular component: Golgi apparatus. Gene Ontology annotation, molecular function: polypeptide N-acetylgalactosaminyltransferase activity. Gene Ontology annotation, biological process: protein O-linked glycosylation. The record is from RefSeq and is a predicted model, not a curated record. NCBI's taxonomy places the organism in Eukaryota, Metazoa, Chordata, Ascidiacea, Stolidobranchia, Styelidae.